CCGGGCCAGUGGGCGGUAUAGCAGGGCACGACGGGCCGACAUGGCGUUGCUAUGCAGAGUUGCGGCCGCUUCCCUCCGCGUCUCCCGGAGCCGGCCCUUAGUGGCGGCUGCAGUCAGAGCGAGCAGCGCAGGGGCUCAGUACCAGCACAUCCUGGUGGAGAAGAAGGGUGAGCGAGGGAACGUGGGCUUCAUACAGCUGAACCGGAAGAAAGCUUUGAACGCCUUGUGCGAUGAGCUGAUGAGAGAGGUCGGCCUGGCGUUGGAUGAGUUUGAAAAUGACCCUGAGAUCGGAGCCAUUGUCCUCACUGGAAGCGAGAAGGCUUUUGCAGCUGGUGCUGAUAUCAAGGAGAUGGUGGACAAAACGUUCCAGGAAUGCUACGCGGGGAACUUCCUGACCCACUGGAAUCAUGUGACCACAGGAAAGAAGCCGGUGAUAGCUGCCGUCAACGGCUACGCUCUCGGGGGAGGGUGCGAGCUGGCCAUGAUGUGUGACAUCAUCUACGCUGGGGACAAGGCACAGUUUGGACAGCCGGAGAUUCUACUGGGAACUAUUCCCGGUGCCGGGGGAACACAGAGGUUGACUAAAGCUGUGGGCAAGUCACUGGCCAUGGAAAUGGUGCUCACUGGAGACCGCAUCUCAGCUCAGGAAGCCAAAGCAAGCGGGCUUGUGAGCAAAGUGUUCCCAGCAUCUGACGUAGUGGAUGAGGCCAUCAAGUGUGGAGAGAAGAUCGCGUCCAACUCCAAACUCAUCGUGGCAAUGGCAAAAGAGGCGGUUAAUGGCGCAUUUGAAUUAACAUUGGCGGAGGGAAACCGACUGGAGAAACGUCUGUUCCAUUCAACAUUUUCCACCAACGAUCGGAAAGAGGGGAUGAAUGCAUUUGUUGAGAAGCGGAAGGCGAACUUCACAGACCAGUGAAUGAAGUUGUGAGUCUUGAAUUGUGGGAACGAAAAGCUAGAAAUGGCAUGAAAAUACAUCCAUUAUAACAUGCCUCCUCACUACAAAUAAAAAUCCUAUUUUUAAUA
Messenger RNA from Leucoraja erinaceus (little skate), 1023 nucleotides. RefSeq names its product enoyl CoA hydratase, short chain, 1, mitochondrial (gene echs1). The transcript has 8 exons. Lineage: Eukaryota; Metazoa; Chordata; Chondrichthyes; Rajiformes; Rajidae. Gene Ontology annotation, molecular function: enoyl-CoA hydratase activity. The record is from RefSeq and is a predicted model, not a curated record. Gene Ontology annotation, biological process: fatty acid beta-oxidation. Gene Ontology annotation, cellular component: mitochondrion. The coding region runs from base 41 to 916 and encodes 291 amino acids.